This is a messenger RNA of Orbicella faveolata, 849 nucleotides long. Its product is annotated as lactadherin-like. NCBI's taxonomy places the organism in Eukaryota, Metazoa, Cnidaria, Anthozoa, Scleractinia, Merulinidae. The record is from RefSeq and is a predicted model, not a curated record.
AUGAGAGUUGAAUUCUACGGAUGCAGAACUGAUCCAUGUGAUGUUCCCCUCGGUCUUCAAGAUGGUCGUGUCACCCCAUCUAUGCUCACGGCUUCCUCCAUGUACAACCACUACUACGGUCCUUGGAGUGCGAGGCUCCAGGCGCGGAACCAUGGCUCCACUCGAGGAGGCUGGAUUGCUAAGUACAAUAAUAAUAAGCAGUGGCUGCAGAUUGACUUGGGAGCCAAGUCCAGAGUGAAGAGAAUCUGUACCCAGGGACGUUAUGAUGCCAACCAGUUUGUCAAGUCUUACACGGUGUCUUACAGCCAGAAGGGCGACAAGUUCGUGCCAUACACUGAGGGAAGGAAGAUAAGGAUAUUCAAAGCCAAUAUCGAGAGGUACUUUGUGGUCACUCAUCGUUUCUUCAGGCCAUUUGUGGCUCGUUAUGUGCGCAUAAAUGUCCGCAGUUGGUACGGCUACAUUUCCAUGAGGGUUGAACUGUACGGCUGUAGACUGGGUCGUCUAUGUAAUCAGCCAAUGGGACUACAAAAUGGACGUCUCAGAAAUCACCUGAUGAAGGCAUCCUCUCAAUGGGAUAGAUACCACGCUGCUUUCUUGGGGCGGCUCCAUCGCCCGCGCGUUGGAAAGUACAUGGGAGCAUGGUGUGCAAGGAGCAAUAACCGAUAUCAGUAUCUUCAGAUUGACUUCACAAGGCUGGCUAAGAUUAUUAAGAUGGCCAUUCAAGGCCGCCAGGAUGCAAAUCAAUGGGUCACGCAGUAUUACAUAACGCACAGUGUAAAUGCGAUCAAUUUUGUGGAGUACAAAGAGCGAAAUAAUAGAAAGGUAGCACGAUGCAUCUUACAUAUUUGA